AUGAUACGAAGCCAGAGGAGGCAGGAACCAGUCCGCGGCGGCACGCCGCUCUCUGUGGGGGAUCCCGAGUGCCCGGACCCCCAGACCCACAAACCCACCUCAGCAGAGCCUCGCCAUGCCGGGGAGGUGGUCGCUGGGUGCCCGGCCCCCUCCCUCCCCGGUCUCAGCAUCCGCGGGGCUCAGGAGGAGGACCCCCCGGACCCCCAGCUCAUGCGGCUGGACAACAUGCUGCUGGCGGAGGGCGUGUCGGGGCCGGAGAAGGGCGGGGGCUCGGCGGCGGCGGCGGCGGCGGCGGCUGCAGCCGGCGGGGCCGGGGACAACUCCAUCGAACACUCGGACUACCGGGCCAAGCUCACGCAGAUCCGACAGAUAUACCACACGGAGCUGGAGAAAUACGAACAGGCGUGCAACGAGUUCACCACCCAUGUGAUGAACCUGCUGCGGGAACAGUCGCGCACGCGGCCCAUCUCGCCCAAGGAGAUCGAGCGUAUGGUGGGCAUCAUCCACCGCAAGUUCAGCUCCAUCCAGAUGCAGCUGAAGCAGAGCACCUGCGAAGCUGUCAUGAUCCUGCGCUCAAGAUUCCUUGAUGCCCGGCGGAAAAGGAGAAACUUCAGCAAGCAGGCGACAGAGAUCCUGAACGAGUAUUUCUACUCACACCUCAGCAACCCUUACCCCAGCGAAGAGGCUAAGGAGGAGCUGGCCAAGAAGUGCAGCAUCACAGUCUCCCAGGGGGUGGGCAGCACCAUCACAGUGUCACAGGUGUCCAACUGGUUCGGCAACAAGCGGAUCCGGUACAAGAAGAACAUAGGCAAGUUCCAAGAGGAAGCCAACCUGUACGCCGCCAAGACUGCAGUCACUGCGGCGCACGCAGCCGCCGCGGCCGUUCAGAACAGCCAGACCAACUCCCCCACCACCCCAAACUCCGGAUUCCAGAUGAAAGAUGAGGAGUUUCAGCUGGAUUCUGCCGAGAGCAAAAACACUCUUUUAACCAACAUGUUCACUGGUUCCGCAGGGUCUUUUAGCCUCCCACACUCUGGGGACAUGGGGUUCUUGGGCAUGCAGAGUCUGAAUGGGCACUCUUACCAAGGGGCACAAGUCGGAGCCAAUGUACAGUCCCAGGUGGAUACCCUGCGUCAUGUUAUCAGUCAGACGGCAGGAUACAGUGAUGCGCUCCGGGGGAACACUAUGUACAGUCCACAUGGCUUGAGCGCUAACGGCGGCUGGCAAGACGCAACAACUCCCUCUUCUGUAAUAUCUCUGACGGAAGGACCCGGCAGUGUGCACUCUGAUACCUCCAAUUGAUCUGCUAUUAGUGCAUCUUAGCCCCAAGCUGGGCACAGACUCCUAUACGGGCCGACCGACUUCAAGAGGACAUACUUCAACUCCACAAUUAAUACUUUCCUGUAUCUCGAAAACCGCUCUAACCCCCCUCCCUCCCUCCUCCCCCCCUCCCCCACAUCGACGUUGCCCACAAGGAACCCCAUCUUCCGUCAAGAAAACAGUGUUUCUUGGACUUUUAGCGUUCCUCUCUCUCUCUCUCUCUGUCUCUCUCUCUCUCUCUCAUGCUGUUUUUUUCCGUUGUUUGCUGUUGUUUGAUGUAGGGGUAAGCACAGGAAUGUACAGAAAUCAGAAGCAACCCUCUCUUUCCAGAUUCUAUUUGCUCGUUGGCCACAGCAGACAUUCUUUAAAGACUAAUUUGAUGUUCUCUGAGACUUUGUUAUUAUUUUUCUCAUCCGUAUUCUGUUUUUGUCUUAUAUUAUUAUGACCAAUCGUUGGCUUGUCUUUAAAAGUAUUCCCCCUUAUUCUUACAAUACACAGAUUAAAUCAAUGUUUUUCUUUGUGCUUGCAAUCUUGUCCUGCAAGCUCGUCCUGCAGCAGCGUUGCCGCUGACAGCCCGAUGGCAGGUCUGCAGUUACUUUAAAGAUUAGUUUUGCCUUGCAGCUACGUGUUGGCUCACUGGGUUUACACAAGGAAAAGACCAUUCGGACUCUGGACCAUAAAGAUGUAUAUUGAUUGCGUUAUUUGAACACGACACUAUGACAACUUCCCAUGCAAUAUCAUUUGACAGGAGGUAUGUACAUAUUGUAUGUAAACUAUUGUAUUCUUUUUUCUGGCCACUAAUGGGAGUGUUUCCACUACUGGUCUGACAGAGAGAUAAAUCCUUCACAGUCCAACAGGUCCAUUUGAUACACAAAGUACCACCCUAUAUAUAUAUACUAUAUAAAUAUAUAUAAGAAAGGGGGAAAAAAAAUGCUGAGAGUAAUUAUCCAUCCCACCAAUCAAUACACAGCUUUAUUACCUCAUCAUGAUCCAUACGAACCAAUCUACUCCCAACAUCUCUGUAGCUUAGUGUGCUCACCUACUACCUCUGAACAAUGCGCCACCCUUUCUUUCCGUCCGGAUUCUUCUUGUUUUCAUGUCGUUAUGUUGUUACACGUGUAACAUUGUAAACUCUCCAUUCUCCAUGUAAUCUAAUGUAUAUUUUAAUCUUUUAAUAAAAUAUAGUUGCUGUGAGGCAACCUCAAAUAAGAAAAAACAAAAACAAAUGCUAAUAUUAAUUCCAUGGAUACGGGGCUGUGGGCGGGGGUGGGUGCGGGCCGGGGAUUGAAUUGUGUUGCUGCGUGGCGUUUGUGGGCGGAGCCACAGACGUUGAUCAAUUAACACCAAACAGUGAAACUGUUGUAAAUACUAAAGAACAUUUUGAAUGUUGCUCAUCUUGUUACUAAAUCAUGCAAAAACUGAAAAAAAAAUAAUUCUAAGAACUGUAAUGCAUAGAGGUUUCAGUAUUCACAACUAUACAUUCUAUACAUUCUGGCUCUGUGUAACAGAGUCUAGACUUCUUUUUCUCUUUUUUCUAUUGUAUGUGACUCUGAAACUGAAAGUCAUGGCAAAUGAUUUGUGGCAGUGAUUCUAAUGUAAUACAAAUGUUUAGUGUUUCUUUUUAACCAGACUACACCCUGGACUGAAAGGUCUUCCUUGUGGUAGUUGUGUAAUUUCAAACAUGAAUAAACCUUUUUGCUUUCAUGAUGGAAACCAGA
Molecule: messenger RNA, 3038 nt
Organism: Gadus morhua (Atlantic cod)
Lineage: Eukaryota; Metazoa; Chordata; Actinopteri; Gadiformes; Gadidae
Gene: pbx3b
Product: pre-B-cell leukemia homeobox 3b
Exons: 10
Coding region: 1-1302 (433 amino acids)
Biological process (GO): regulation of DNA-templated transcription
Cellular component (GO): nucleus
Molecular function (GO): DNA binding; DNA-binding transcription factor activity
Source: RefSeq, a predicted model, not a curated record